This is a messenger RNA of Asterias rubens (European starfish), 6545 nucleotides long. RefSeq names its product son of sevenless homolog 2-like. Gene Ontology annotation, molecular function: protein heterodimerization activity; DNA binding; guanyl-nucleotide exchange factor activity. The coding region runs from base 171 to 4352 and encodes 1393 amino acids. Gene Ontology annotation, cellular component: plasma membrane; nucleosome. NCBI's taxonomy places the organism in Eukaryota, Metazoa, Echinodermata, Asteroidea, Forcipulatida, Asteriidae. The record is from RefSeq and is a predicted model, not a curated record. The transcript is spliced from 28 exons. Gene Ontology annotation, biological process: Ras protein signal transduction; positive regulation of GTPase activity.
UAUAACGAAGUCGUUUCCUUCCGUGAAACUUUACGUGCGGCCUGAGAAAUGAAUAAGAUUUCAACAAAAAAUGUGCAUAAAUGUGAUCUACAAUGGAACAAGCCGUUUGCAGACGACAAUAUUGAGUGUCUAAUUUAGACAUCUGAGUCGCACCGAGGACCACAUUAACUAUGGGAGGUUAUAAUUUUGAAAGUGACGAACGAUGGAAAGGGCUUUUUCUUGCAGCUCUACGCAAGGUCCAGCGAGAGGUGCAUCCCUCCCUCAUCGUAGAGGAGGCAGCCCUAGAGUACAUCGAGUCCCUGAUCGUUAGACUACUGUCCAUGCUCGUUGCUGGUCAACCCCACACUGUCCUGGACGUCGAGGAGCGAGUCCAAAGGGCUUUCCCUCAUCCCAUAGACCAGUGGGCUAUCAGUGACGCCCGUAGUGCCCUGGAGAAAGGAAAGAAGAAGGCCCCUCUCGUACUGCCUGUUGAUAAGAUUCAUCCUCUUUUAAAGGAAGGCUUGGGGUAUCGUAUUGACAGUCAAGUUUCCCUCUAUCUGGUGGCCGUAAUGGAAUACAUAGCUGCUGAUAUCCUCAAGUUGGCAGGUAACUAUGUGAAGAAUAUUCGCCACAUGGAAAUCUGCUGCCAGGACAUCAAAGUGGCUAUGUGUGCAGACAAGGUUUUGAUGGAGAUGUUUCACCAGGACAACGACGAGGUCUCGAGGACCAUGGCCCUCGAGGACACGGAGGAGUUGGACGACCGCACCGGCACGCUUAAAUACGAGGAGGUGGUCAAGGACAUGAUACUGGAGGAGACACAGUACAUUCGGGAUCUGAAUCUCAUCAUCAAGGUUUUCAGACGGCUGUUUACUAAUGAGCCCAAUCUAUUCACGGAACAGGAAGUGGAGGCCAUCUUUGCUAACAUGCUGGACAUCCACAGCAUCUCAGUAUCUUUCUUGAGUCAGUUAGAGGACGCAAUGGAGAUGAUGAACGAUAAUAGCUCCUACACUGCCAUUGGGGAAUGCUUUGAAGAAAUUGCAGAGGGUGAGGAGUUUGAGCCGUACAUCCCAUAUGCAAACCAAAUCCUGAACAAAGAUUGUAGAAGUACUCUUAAUAGGCUACUAGCAAGACCAGAGGUUGUGCGAUACUUACAGUUCAAGGAUAACUUCAGGGAUGCAGUUGCCUAUGUCCUGCCUAAACUACUACUAGAACCUGUCUACCAUUGCAUACAUUACUUUGACGUCCUAAAGUUAUUAUUGAAAACUUCCCCUAAUGAAGAAGACAAAGAAAGCUUGAGACAGGCCUCGGGUGCAUUAAAGACACUACAGACAGACCUAGAGAGGAUUUGUACCACAGGAAACUUAUCCAAACGCAAAGCUGGCGAGACGUUGAGGUUCCACAGACGAGUAGCAUCGCGGCAGUUCAGCAUGCAGAGGAUGAACGAUAUACAGAAGAACAUUGAAGGAUGGGAGGGACGGGACAUCAGUCAGGUGUGCAAUGAGUUCAUCAUGGAGGGCAACCUGGGCAAGGUGCAUGCUGGAAAGAACAAAAAGGCUAACACAGAGCGUCAUAUAUUCCUGUUUGAUCUGAUGAUCGUAUGCUGCAAGCAGAAUGCACGCAAGUCGGUUACCAGCAGCUCCCCGGAGUACCGGUACAAAGAGCGUUAUGCACUCGGCAAGAUAAGCUUAAUAGACAAGGAGAAUACUGAUGAUUUCAAGUUUGGGUUUGAAAUCAAGUUAAAGGAUCAACAUCCGGCUAUAAUCUUCUUUGCUAAGAACCAGGAGGAGAAAACCAAUUGGAUGGAGGCACUCACAACGUUAUGUCUAAGAAGUACUAUUGAAAGAAUGUUAGAUAAUAUAUUAACUGAAGAAGAAGCGCAGCAACCGCUUAGACUACCCACGCCAGAAGAAUACAAAUUUGCAGAGGAAGACUCACCGGACAACAUCGUCUUUGAGGAAGGGCAGAAGUCCCGCGCCGGGGUACCGCUCAUCAAGGGUGGUACCCUCCUCAAGCUGAUUGAGAGACUGACAUACCACAAGUAUGCCGACCCAUCGUUUGUCAGGACGUUCCUGACGACAUACAGGUCAUUCUGCAAACCUCAGGAACUACUGUCUCUGCUCAUCGAUAGAUUUGAGAUUCAAGACCCACCACCUACUGAGGAGGAUCGCAUUGCUAUGGACAGAGGAGCUACUGUAGUACGAGAGGAUCUAAAAAGGUUCCGUAAGGAAUAUGCCCAACCCAUACAACUAAGAGUACUGAAUGUAUUAAGACACUGGGUUGAUCGUCAUUUCUAUGAUUUUGAGCGGAGCACAGAGCUACUACCAAGGCUGAUGGAGUUUAUAGAUCAAGUCAGGGGAAAGGCCAUGAGGAAGUGGGCAGAGUCUAUCAAGAAAAUUGUACAAAGAAGGCAAGAAGCAGAUCAGCUGAUCCGAGAGAUCACAUUUGAGAAGGAUCCUCCGACCCUAGAGACGCACAUUGCAAAGUUUGCCUUGGAGUACGACUUAAUGACAUUGCAUCCAAUAGAGAUUGCUCGUCAGCUGACCAUCCUAGAAGCAGAUUUGUUCCGAGCUGUUCAGCCAUCUGAACUGGUCGGUACGGUGUGGACAAAGAAGGAUAAGAAUAUAACAUCGCCCAACUUACUAAAAAUGAUUCACCAUUCUAACAUGCUGAUUUUAUGGUUGGAGAAAUGCAUCGUUGAGGCUGAGAACUUUGAGGAACGGAUAGCUGUACUCACAAGAGUGAUUGAGAUAAUGAUGGUAUUUCAAGAAUUGAAUAACUUCAAUGGCGUCUUGGAGGUAGUUAGUGCACUUAACUCAUCUGCUAUUUACAGACUAGAACACACAUUCAGGGAAUUAUCUCCAAGGAAGAAGCAAGCAUUGGAGGAGGCAAAGGAGCUCUCUGGUGAUCAUUACAAGAGGUACACCGAGAAGCUUCGCUCCAUCAACCCGCCAUGUGUACCCUUUGUAGGUAUGUACCUCUCCAACAUCCUCUUCACUGAGCAGGGUAACCCUGACUUCUUGCAAUCCUCCGUCGAGGGUUUGAUCAACUUCAGCAAGAGGAGGAAAGUAGCGGAGAUUACUGGAGAGAUUCAGCAAUACCAGAACCAGCCGUAUUGCCUGAGGGGCAACCCAGAAAUGAGGAAAUUCUUUGAGGCUCUUGAUCCGAUGGGGAGUAUGUGCGAGAAAGACUUCAACGAUUAUUUGUAUGAGAAGUCUCUUGAGAUAGAGCCAAGGAACUCCAAACAGCCACCAAAGUUUCCUAAGAAGUUUGAGUAUUCCUUAAAGUCCCCUGGCCUGAAGCCCACUGCUGGUCGCCACAUGUCAAUAGCUGGUACCCUGAGAGGCCAAACGUCAGGAUCCAAUAUGGAGCUACGGACAUCCCUAUCCUCGAGAACGACAGACGAGGAGUCGAUUACAUCCCCAAAAGCAAUGAGUGGCGGCCCGCCGUCGCCUCGAACACCGACCACUCCUUCCAAUAGCAAUGUGUUCUGUGAAAACAGCGUCUUUGCAGCUGUAGAGAUAGGUUGCAGUGGGCACGCAGGAGCAGCCUCAGGAGAGGAAAGUCCCCCACCAAUCCCUCCAAGAAUGAGGAUAGGGAGUAACUCGCCAACGAGACCCAUGGAAUCACCCGAACCGCCCCUCCUCCCGCCCAAAUCCUACAAGCCGCCCCUGCCCCCUCGUCGGAACUCCACCCACCAUCCACCCGGGUACCUGUCAUCACAGCACGGUGCACCACCAACUCAUUAUCCCGGAGCAUCAACUCAGCCCUUCUCAUCAUCAUCGCACCAACCCCAGCAUGGAGUGAAUGGGAGCAGCCCGGCUGUACCCCCUAGGGUUUAUCGCAAGAGUCCGUCCUUCUCUCACGACCUGCAUAUACGGCGGACGGCAUCGGUCAGCAGCCCGCUUUCAGGAACGUUACAUCGUCGGGAGGUUCCAUCCCCAGUGCCACACCCUACACAGUUUGACUCUCCGUGGGUCGCCAAACCCAAGGGACCCUUGACCCCAACCCUCAAUCAGUCUUCACACUCCCAAUUUGCAAACUUCACAUGUUCUUCCAUGCCGUCAGAUCCAAUGCAACAGCAACCUGGGACACUGCCACCGCAGUUAGUACAGCAGCAGAAAGUCUACCCGCAGCAGCAGCAGCAGCAGCUACAACAGCACUCGUACUCGUACCAGCAGCAAACUGUCCAACAGCAACCACCGUUGCUGAAUAACCAACAAACUCUGGCGAAUCAGCCUUAUGGAGAACCACAGCACUCGCAGCCGUCUGUACCGCACAGACUACCCCUGGGGGCUCCCCCAGUGCCGUUAAGGCCCCAUGAGCAGCACACUUCCCAGUCCAAGGGCCACUCGGUUCCCACAGAACAGUUCUAAGAUUAUAUUAUGUGAAACAGUACAAUUAAAUUUAUGUUUUUAAGUUGAACUUAUUUAAUUCCAGUGGAAGUCAUGAGUAAUGCGAGUGAAAAAAAAUUACCACUGUUAAAAAUCAGUAUAAGUGUCAAAGGAUAACCCAAUUACAGUAGAACAGGAGGGUCGUUGAAACUUGACUUAUCAGAGAACUUCGCCCUGCCUUCAGAAUGGACAACUAAAAUGCUUUAAUCUGCAGAAAUCAUUGGACAAAUCAAUCAACUGAGCAUGUUUCUUGAGACAACACAAUGAUUUCUCAUUGGUCAGCAGUCGUCGGGAAAUCCAGAGAAAAAGGAUCCUUUGCUUCCAUUCUUUAGUAGUCGAGUUCAGCGUGUUCAUGUUGUUCUGCUGUGGGAUGCGUCAGUUGCAGCAUCGAAGUUCAAGCGGACUUGGAGUAUUGGGAAGUUUACCGAUGUCAAGUCGAGUGAGGGCGCCAGACUCUGCCUGAUAAGAUUAAUGCAACAUCUGCUUAGUUUUUGCACACUGAAUUAGUUUGCCACUCAGUGCCCCCCUCCCCCUUUGGGAUAUGAAUCUUAGCCCCCUCGGUUAACGACACUCUGGUUCUGUCCUCAAGCAGGAGGGGUCAGGCCUGGAAUUCUAUCUUCAAGAGGGCAAGGCCAUUUUCAUUUUGCAACAGGGCACUUCCAUGGCAAAGUCUGUGAAAGACUUUUAUGGGGCACCAAGGCCAGACCAAGGGGAACAGAGUCCAUGGCCUCCUUGGUCUUCAUUAAAUUCCAGGCCUAGUAGGAGGUAAAGUUAACAGAGCUUCAUGCAUUGUACAAUGUGUCACACCUGCUGUACUUAGUACACCAUCACUAAUUGAUAAAAGAAAGGAAGCCUCUUGCAGUAAAAGCAGUAUCAGAGAGAGGCAAAAACAAAAGUACUAUUUGUUCAUGAAAAAGUGUUUGUUUAAAAUGAAGAGUUAAUUUCAUUUGUUUUAAUGUCAGAAGAAGGUAUACAAUAUAUAUAUAUAUAUCAGACUGUGCAAUUGGACCGGACAUUUAAUCAAUUGAUUCAUGUACAAUUAUAAAAGCAAGAAACCAGUUUCCAAAUAAUGUUGUACAGAAAUAUACAAACGGAAAAAAAAACACCUCAUAAUAACUUGAGCAAAAUAUUUAUGUUAGUAGUUUAUAUUGAGAUGAAGGAUGAAUUGAAUUGGACUAGUAGUGAUGAGUUUUAAUGAAUGUUGGUUGUAAUCCAAGGGGAAGGUUUAAUAGUGUUUUUAUGCUCUUGAGCAUGGUACUGCCAACUAGGCCUGGGCGACUAUUGAAAUUUAUUUCUCGACUAGUCGCACCUCAAACAGUUGCGACUUUGACACUCGUUGCGACUAAUUUUUCAUUCCCAAUAUGCAUUGCAGCAUAUUGUUUGUCGCAGGCGCAAUAUAGUCACAACUUCAUACGCUGAAAGGAUUGAGGGACUUUGUCACUGAUGUCUGAUUGUGUUACAUAAGUAAAUUAUGUUGUUGUGAGUAGUCGUGAGCACAAAAAUUGGUUCACCAAGCAGGUAGUCGCGUCUACUUUUAUAGUAAUCGAGGCGGAAUGAUUAACCUAGUAGUUGAAAAGCGGUAGUCGCGACAACAACACUAGUCGCACUAGUCGCCCAGGCUUACUUCCAUUUAUGUUUUGAACCUUUGUUUAGUAUAGGACACAUGCUUAUUUGUCUUCCUGAGAGAAAGCGUUAACCUCUGGUUAAACAUGUAAUCUUGACCCACUGUCAAACUGCUUAGCAGAAAUUGUAUUUGCAAACUUAUUUACCUGGCAAAACAGUUGUCGGGCACCAGUUGUGAGGGAACCAGUAGCUGUAAGAUGAUGCCAAGCUUUUGAGAAGAGCUUACUUCUUAAAAGCUUGGCUACAUCUUAGGCUAUGACUUCGGCUCCAGCUUGCACUCCAUAACUAAUUUGAAAAGUUACACUUUCGUUACUGGGCUUCAAAGAUGUGCAACUGAAGACUGAGCCACAGGAUGGGGGACUUUUGGGGCAUGAGGGUUUGAAACAGACAGUGCCUUUGGCCUUUAGUCCUACUUUCCUUUAUUUCUCCUUUCCUUUCAGCGAUUUAUUAGCGUAUGGCAGAUCCCAUGUCACUGCAUGAUCAGGGCCCAAUUUCAUGGCUGUGCUUACCGUAAGCACAGAAUUGGCGCUUACGGAAGCAGGGAAUUCUGUG